Messenger RNA from Oncorhynchus nerka (sockeye salmon), 5587 nucleotides. RefSeq names its product E3 ubiquitin-protein ligase TRIM21-like. Gene Ontology annotation, molecular function: protein binding; ubiquitin protein ligase activity. NCBI's taxonomy places the organism in Eukaryota, Metazoa, Chordata, Actinopteri, Salmoniformes, Salmonidae. The transcript has 2 exons. The coding region runs from base 58 to 1335 and encodes 425 amino acids. Gene Ontology annotation, cellular component: cytoplasm. The record is from RefSeq and is a predicted model, not a curated record. Gene Ontology annotation, biological process: protein ubiquitination.
CCUCUUGACAGAAGGUGGACUGUGUAGAGGAACAGGAAACACACCCAGGUUUCAGAAAUGUCCACCUCCAGCACUGUCCUGUCUGAAGAGCAGUUCCUGUGCUCUAUCUGUCUGGAUGUGUUCACUGAUCCAGUCUCUAUUCCAUGUGGACACAACUUCUGCAAGGUCUGUAUCAGUGAAUACUGGAACACCACUGCCCUGUGCCAGUGUCCACUGUGUAAGGACACAUUCAACAGAAGACCGGACCUAAAAACCAACACAACACUCAGAGAAGUUGCAGAUCAUUUUAAGAGGAUGAAGGUCAGAGACAGAGAGGAGUCCUCUUCCAAGCCUGGAGAAGUAGCACAAGUGCAGCAGAUGAUCCAGGACCGACUGCUGAAGGUUAAAGAGAUCAAACUCUCAGUAGAGCUCAGCCAGAGAGAUGCAGAGAGAGAGAUAGCAGGAAGUGUGGAGGUCUUCACUGCUCUGGUGCGCUCCAUUGAGAGAAGUCAGGGUGAGGUUAUUGAGGAGGUUGAGGAGAAGCAGAAAGCAGCUGAGAGGCAGGCUGAAGGGCUCAUUGAAGAACUGGAGCAGGAAAUCACUGAGCUGCUGAGGAGAGGCACUGAGCUGGACCACGUCCACCAGAACUCUGCAUCCCCAAUCAAGGACUGGUCUGAGAUCAGUGUUCACAGGGAUCUGCAUGUAGGAACUGUGAGGAGAGCUCUUUCUCAGCUGGAGGAGAUGCUUCAGAAAGAGAUGGAGAAGUCGUGUAAUGCUGAGCUGAAGAUGAUACGGCAGUGGUCAGUGGAUGUGACUCUGGAUCCUGAUACAGCACAUCCCAAGCUCAUUGUUUCUAAGGACAGGAAACAAGUGAGCUAUGGAGACAUACGGCAGAAUAUCCCUGACAACCCAAAGCGGUUUGGACGUUAUCUAUCGGUCCUGGGAAAGAAGGGCUUCUCCUCAGGAAGAUUCUACUUUGAGGUUCAGGUGAGAGGGAAGAUUGAGUGGCAGGUAGGCGUGGCCAGAGAGUCCAUCAUCAGGAAGGGCCUAACAACAGUUAAAAGCCCAGAUGGUGGACUCUGGGCUCUGUAUAUGAAGGGUGAGAAUAAGUAUGAGAUCAAGGACACACCCCCUAUCCCCCUCUUCCUGAGUCAGAAACCCCAGAAGGUGGGGGUGUUUGUGGAUUACGAGGAGGGUCAGAUCUCCUUUUAUGAUGUAGAAAACAUGUCUCAUAUCUACUCUUUCACUGGUUGUACCUUCACUGAGAAACUAUAUCCAUUCUUUAACCCCUGUGAUAAUUCUGAGGGUCCAAACUCAGCCCCAUUGGUCAUCUCUCCUGUCAAUCACACUGACUGAAUUGAUGUCCAAUAAGGCAACAGAUGACUUAAUCUGAUGGAGCAAAUAACAAUUAGACUAACACAUCCAAUUGUAAAGAGUGUUGUUAAUAAUAAUGGGGCACGUUCCAGAGGGUCUGCCGUGCAAUCACAAACCACAUUUCACAACACCUGGACAGGUGUUUAACAACAUUUUCCCACCAAAGUACGUUCAUCUCUAGGAGACGCGUCUCCUUCCUGAGCAUUAUGGCGGCUGUGUGGUCCCAUGGUGUUUGUACUUGCUUAUUAUUGUUUGUACAGAUGAACGUGGGACCUUCAGGCAUUUGGAAAUAGCUCCCAAGGAUGAACCAGACUUGUGGAGGUCUACAAUUAUUUUUCUGAGGUCUUGGCUGAUUUAUUUUGAUUUUCCCAUGAUGUCAAGCAAAGAGGCACUGAGUUCGAAGGUAGGCCUUGAAAUACAUCCACAGGUAAACCUCCAAUUGACUCAAAUGAUGUCAAUUAGCCUAUCAGAAGCUUCUAAAGCCAUGACAUAAUUUUCUGGAAUUUUCCAAGCCGUUUAAAGGCACAGUCAACUUAGUGUAUGUAAACUUCUGGCACACUGGAAUUGUGACACAGUGAAUUUUAAGUGAAAAAAAACUAAACAAUCGUUGCAAAAAUUACUUGGGUCAUGCACAAGUAGAUGUCCUAACCGACUUGCCAAAACUAUAGUUUGUUAACAAGAAAUGUAUGGAAUGGUUGAAAAACAAGUAUUUUUUUCUUCUCAACCUUUCGGUUACUAGUCCAACGCUAAAAAUAAAAUAAAAAAAGGCCCCAGAGUCUGCCACACCACUAACCAAGGGGCACCACCAAGCAAGGGGCACCAUGAAGACCAAGGAGCUCUCCACAGGUCAGGGACAAAGUUGUGGAGAAGUACAGAUCAGGGUUGGGUUAUAAAAAAAUAUCUGAAACUUUGAACAUCCCACGGAGCACCAUUAAAUCCAUUAUUUAAAAAAAAUGGAAAGAAUAUGGCACCACAACAAACCUGGCAAGAGAGGGCCGGCCACCAAAACUCUCAUUAUAGAGGCAAGAAAGAGAGCAAAGAUAACCCUGAAGGAGCUGCAAAGCUCCACAGCGGAGAUUGGAGUAUCUGUCCAUAGGACCACUUUAAGCCGUACACCGCACAAAGCUGGGCUUUACAGAAGAGUGGCCAGAAAAAAAGCCAUUGCUUAAAGAAAAAAAUAAGUUAACACAUUUGGUGUUCGCCAACAGGCAUAUGGGAGACUCCCCAAACCUAUGGAAGAAGGUACCCUGGUCAGAUGACACUAAAAUUGAGCUUUUUGGCCAUCCCAUCACCCCGAGAACACCAUCCCUGGGAUGUUUUUCCAUCGGCAGGGACUGGGAAACUGGUCAGAAUUGAAGGAUGGCGCUAAAUACAGGCAUAUUCUUGAGGGAAACCUGUUUCAGUCUUCCAGAGAGUUGUAACUGGGAUGGAGGUUCACCUUCCAGCAGGACAAUGACCCAAAGCAUAGUGCUAAAGCAAGUGGUUUAAGGGGAAACAUUUAAAUGUCUUGGAAUGGCCUAGUCAAAGCCCAGACCUCAAUCCAAUUGAGAAACUGUCAUAUGACUUAAAGAUUGCUGUACACCAGCGGAAGCCAUCCAACUUGAAGGAGCUGAAGCAGUUUUGCCUUGAAUAAUGGGCAACAUCCCAGUGGCUAGAUAUGCCAAGCUUAUAGAGACAUACCCCAAGAGACUUGCAGCUGUAAUUGCUGCAAAAGGUGGCUCUACAAAGUAUUGACUUUGAGGGGGUGAAAACUUAAGUGCAUAACUACUCUGUUUUUUUGUUUGUUUCUGAUAGAGGAAUUCUAAAUUCCUUUAUGUUUUAUUGCCAAAACCAAUUCGCACUCAUUUCUAAUUCAUUAAUGAAUUGUAAGUUCAUUAAUUAUGCAUGAAGUAGAUUGAGACCAGUCUUAAAAGCCAGGUAAGAGCGUUUAAUUCCAGAGAGUACUAACUCAAAUACAUUUUUCCACAGGUUAUAAACUGAACAUGACAUCAUCAGUUUCCCACCCUCUCUCCGAUUCUCACAAGAGCCCAUUGUUUUGUUUUAGGUCUGGAACAUCUCCCAGACAUUUCUUAUCUGUCUGAAUAACCAUAGCAUCGCCUCCCCUUUAACCUCCCAAGAGGCACAGACAAUUAAUUCGUUCUGCUUACAUUUUCAGUAACAGCUUAACCAAUAACUUUUACUUUUCAUACCAUAACAUAAUAGUAUUAGAAUAAAUGGUUCUAAUCAAUAAUGUAUACAUAAUUAAUCAUCUCAACCACAAUUUCCUCUAACAGUUUCACAAGAAAAUAUAUUUUGCAUCUUCAAAGUGGUAGACAUGUUGUGUAAAUCAAAUGAUACAACCCCCCCCCCACCAAAAAAAACUACUUUAAUUCCAGGUUGUAAGGCAACAAAAUAGAAAAAAUGCCAAGGGGGGAUGAAUACUUUCGCAAGCCACCGUAAACCCACACAGCGUCUGAGAAAGCAAUGACCAAUGAGUGACUUAUUAACGGUCUGACAAACAUGGUUGAACCUUUGUCUGCAAUAAAAUGACUGAGACGAUCUCUCUGCUAAGGCAAAGACACUGUAUAUUAUGAGGAGAUGGUCUCCGCCCUAACAAUUGGAGUCGUCCCAAAGGUGGGAAGGCUGGCGGUCUGCUUAUCACUAUAACCCGCAUGGACAGAUUCACGGGAUUGGACCCUCUCGCUUCACCUCUUCCUCUCUGGCUAAGGUUUCUGUUUCAGAAACACUUCCUGUCUAGAGUUCAAGGGUAGGGGGUCAUCAAAACUGGUUGUCCUUAGCUUUGAAAAAACAUACCAUAUUACAGAGUAAUUUCUUAAUUCAAAAUCAUAAUGGUUUAUUAUUUAUUCAUAAUCUAUUUUCAGAUUCAUAUUCAAAAGAUAUGCAGUAGAGGGGAAUGAGAAAGCGUGGGAGAUUAGGACCACAGAUCUAGGCUAGUCUUCACAUCUAGUCUUCAGUGUUACAGUGUAAAGCCUCUGAUCUAGGCUAGUCUUCAGAUCUAGUCUUCAGCGUUACAGUGUAAAGCCUCUGAUCUAGGCCAGUCUUCAGAGUGGCAUACUGGUAUUAGUGCUGAGUCCUAUAAACCAACCCCACAUGUGAUCUAGUACUACUCUGUCAGCAGGCAAGACUGGGGUAGGCCUAUAGAUCACCCACAGAUGACAAAAGCACAAUUCUGAUUCUCCCAUUACUAUGGAGCGAUAUUAGUGCAGCAGUGUGUGCUCGGGCUUUGAUCCUUGAGGAGUGAACGAGUGCACACUUGUCAUAAAUUAGGCUUAUGAUUAAUAUGCUGUGAAUAAAACACAGCAAACUCCUUGGGGUUAGGGUGAUUAUAUAUCACAGGGAGGGGAAUCAGUAGCCGUGUCCAAAUAUCCAUACUUGCGUCCUAAAUUGUAGGCCGUUUGAGUAUGCGAGAAAAUAGUUUAAUAGUGUGAGAUUUCGGAAAUCUAGUAUACUUUAAAUGCCCGGAAGUCAUACUCAUUUAGACUAGGACAACAGCUGAUCAAUUAGACAUGGUAUGCGUUCUCAGUAUGCGAAAAUAUUCCGUUUUAUAGUAUGUGAAUUUGAUCAAAUAAAGUAUGCUUUAUGCCAGAAUGUUAUAGUGAUUUCGGCUUUUCAUCUGGUAGAAUUCGCUGCACACUUUACAGGAAUUUCGCAGCCAAUGCCUUAGUUUUUAUAUUUAAAUCUCUUCAAGUAAACAACAAAACAACCUAGAAGAUGGCGAAUAGCUCAGCUUCUGCAGUGGAGUCCAAAUGUAAGUAGUUUUUGUUCUCCUUAAAAUGAUCAUGACCAUUUGUUAAGGGAAUGUUUAUCUGUAAUGACUAAUUAUGUAUACAUUUCAAUCAGGAUGUACUAAUCAGAAUACUAUUAUGUUACUGUAUAUGUACUAAUCAGAAUACUAAAUGUUACUGUAUAUGUAUGAAUUUUCUUAUCUGAUCCCAGUACUGAAAAUAAUGUGUGUGAAUGUGGUCAAGAGUUUAGAAACAAUGAUGGUCUGUUCCUUGGUACAAAUGAAUCAGACUGGCUAGAAUGCUUAUAUACACAAGAAAACCUUGACUCGUAAAUUAUAUUAAAUUGGUAGGGAGACGGAUGUGGGAAGGCUUGAGACACAGCCUUGGUACUGGAACGGAGAUGGCACGGGGUAGUGUUAGAACUAAUGACGUCAUUUUCAGUUUAUAACCUGUGGUAACCUGUAUUGUGGCAGUACUCUCUUGAAUAAAGGCUGUUACUUGACUUUUAA